GGUGGAAACACAGGACUCUAGCAGGAUUACGAUGAUGGCUAAUGUCGAAGUGUAAGCAGGGACUUGGAAGAGCAUCUAUCUGUAGCGAGCACAUCAUAGGAUGUGACAAUCUUGUAUCGUUUUAUUUCUAGGAAUAUGUCAAAGGUUGUAAGGCCAACUUCGGAUGAGACAAUGUUUUUAUUACAUUUUUACUCUGUAAGGAAAAUCAUACCAUUAUGCAAUAGAACAAACCCACCUCCCAUUUUCCCCUCCAACUUCUCCUAUAGCCCUCCCAAUAAGUCCCUCUCUCAACUUCACAUCUGUAUAAAUGAUCCACUGUGUCCAGUGGAAACGGACCAAUGUGAUGGAUGGGGAGGGGCGUCGAUGGGAGCAUGGGAAACCAGAUAGUGGCCAUGCUCUCAGAGAAGAAUCAUCCUCCCUUCCCCAGUGGCUACCAACUGCCUAGAGAGCCUCGGUUUGGGGGUGGGGUCUGGAGAAUACCACCCACAUCUAUGCUAGAACUCCGGCCAGCUUGAUCCUACACAGGUAUGCAUGGGCACGAGCCAUGCCAUGGCCAGAAGGUAGCAUUUCACGGCACUCCCCAUCCUUAUCCUCCGGCUCCUGAACUCUGGGGUCGGGGUGGGGUGUGACAGAGCUGUCCUCAGACUCUUAUUCUCGGCACUCUGCCCAGUUAUAGGUCUCUGGGUUGACUGCUGUCAACUGCAAAAGGCAGAUUCUCUAGCCAGUGUUCAGAGUAGCCCAGGCCUACCUGUAUAAGCAUAUAUGCUUAGCAGGUAAUUGCACAGCAUGAAUAUUUAUGAAAGUAACAAUAGCAGGCUAUGCCCUAGGGUGUUGUGGGAACUCCUUUAGUGUUUAAGAUACCGACCCACUUUUGACGUGGUCUCAUGUACUAUAUAUAAACGCGGAUAAAACCCAUGCGCGGCCCUCUUGGCUGCUGGAUUCGGUUCCAGUUCCCAGCGCAUGCAGAGGACUGUGGAUCGCUACCCUUGCUAUGAGUUUAUCCCCCCCUCCAAAUUGGCAUUUGUUAUAUGCCAUUCCAAGCUACUGUGGGACUGUUUUGUAUGCCAACACUAGGGCCUAUCUCUUCAUCUAUUUAAAGUACGUCUUGUCUAUUCAUGAACUAAAGAUCAGUCCACUUUAGUAUGCCACUGACUGUUAUAGUUGUUACACAGCAUUAUGACAGCAAUGGAUGACUGAUACAAAAGGAACUAAAGUAGCUGUGGAAUAUCUACUAUAGAUAUAGCGAAGGUUUACAGUGAGACAUAUGCUUUCAUAACUUGCUUCGUCUCCCGGCCUUCUGGUUUGCUUAUUAAAAAAAAAAAAAAACACGCUUACUUGUGACAAACUGAUGAUUCCAAAAAUAGUACUCAAACAAUUUAGAAAAACCUUAUACUCGUGUCUUCUUUUCUUUCGAGUUAAUCUCUCCAACAUUCUUCCCGUUGAUCUACUGUGUCCCAAAUCAGACAUAGCUAUGAGAGACCCUGAAAUCUUGGUUUCUCCUGUUUCUAACAUCAGAGCAUUUUACUGUAAUCAAAUAUACAAGAAAUAAGCAUCUACUUAUUUUGCUAUCUAAUGCAAACUUAAUCACACAACGUGAUCUUAUUUAUUUCUAGUUUAUUCGCUUCCUUGCAACUAGUAGCGCGCACCAAAUUGUAUUUGUUUUUAUGGCCAAAUAAUAUUCCUUUUACGUAUAAAUACCGAUUAAUCUGUAGGAUACUUAGUUGUUUCUAGCUUUAGGCUGCUUUGUAUAAUGCUGCUAUGAAUGUUGGUGAAUACAGAUGUUUGGCCCCCGUUUUGCCAGAUCAUAAGUAAAUUGUUUGAUUUCUGAGUAAUCGCCAUGAUUUCUGAGUAUCCAUGUAUCCCAGGCUGGCAGAAACUCCAACGUAGCCAAGGAUGACCUUGGACUUCUGAUCCUCCUGCCUCCAACUUCCCAGUGCCACAUUGGGUUGGUGUGGUACAGGCAGUAGAGGUGAGGGUUUUUUGUUGUUGUUGUUGUUCAUGCUAGGCAAGCACUCUGCAACCGAGCUACAGACCAUCCCAAGAAUGGCAAGUUCUUGAAGGCGGGGAAAAUAUUUUGGCCUUUUCGGAGUUUUUGCCCCUUUUGUCUUUUUUUUUUUUUUUGUAGCCCUUGGGGUCAAACAUACAAAAGAUAUUUAACAACCACCCACCCAUGUGUUAAACUAAUACUGUAUUGCAGACUUUCUCUACCUACUUAAUUGCUACAUAGUGGUUAAGACUAAAUGCAGUCACAAUACAGCCCGUUAGAAAACCUGUAAUUAAGACAUCUUUCAUUUACAUGGAACAUGUAUCUUGCGAGGUAUCAUGACAUUUUGUUGCCAAGAAUCUCAGUUUCAUAUAUAAUUUUCAGAUAAGUCCUUUAUGCUUCAGGGCAGGGUUUGCCGUCGUCGUUUGGUGUCACAGCCUUUGAUGUGACCUCCCUUUUAUAAACUGCCACCGACAACAUUUUGUAGCUUUACCAACCUCAUGCUGCCGAAGCACAGAUGUGUAAGAAAGCCUGCAGUGUAAACCCUGAUAGUAACCUUGUGGUGUAGUAGUGUUCAUUCAUCAUGUGCCGCCGGUAUUUGGAUCUACACCACGUGCAAAACCAAACAAACAACAAAAAAGCCUGCAAUUAAACCAAACCAGGUUUUCCGCCAGGUACUUAGCUCCUCUGAAUGCACUGUUACAGAAACUAGCAUGCCUGAACCUCCCAGUAUCUCUCUCCGGUCUUCACAAGGUGUAGCGGAUCCGUUGGCGCGCUUGGGGCGCGGUCUCUUUAAGGUGUAAUGGAACUCUGAUGGCGUCGAUCACAGGCUCACAUCCGCCUCGCCCCCCACAGAUCUCAUUUCGCCCCAAGCUUCUCCCCGGUCCUCCCGCGCACCAACCCGAGGGUCCGCUACCUCGGAUGCACGCGGGCUCCGCUAUGUGCGAGCGCUUGACCCCGCACCGGCGCGCUCCCGCCGAGCCGUCCGCUGUCCCCCGCGUGGCCAGCGUCUCGGGGCUCGUCUGGCCACGCCUGGAGCGCGGGCUUUGAUUGGGCCGCCGUUGUUGUAGUGACCGGGAGGCGCCGGCGCUCGGAGCUGACGGUUCCGGGCGCCGCACGGUCCCCCCCCUUGUCCCCGUCCCUCCCUGGCUCCCUCAGGCCCCAGAGCUGCCAGUUCCCCGCAUGGCCUCCGUCCGGGUAAGGCCCCCGCCGGCUGUCCGAGCCGACCCCAUGGCAGCGGGGCCAGGUGGGGGGGACCCCCGGCCCGGGAGCUCGGCCUAUCGCUCGCACGGCGCCCGGCACCGGGAGCUCCGUGCCCAGACAGGGCGGUGAGCGCUGCUCCCGGGCUCCCGGAGCUCGGACCCCCGACUUCCCGGCCGCCUUCCGCGCCACGCCUGCGUCAGAAUCGUCUGGGAGGUUUAAAGGGCGCGGGAACCUGCGCCGUGCACCGGCGGCACGGCCCCCCGAGCCGGGGCGGGUCCCUAGGCUGCACGCUCCGGAGCCUGGGCUGGGGGCUCCUCCGGCGGGGGGCACGGGCAGUUCCCGUACCUGUCACCCCCGGAGGUGAUGCCCGCGCUUCCCUCGAUGUCCACCGAUGAGGCGGGGUUCUCUCCAGCCUCGGGGGACCGGCAACGCUGGCCUCUGAUCCCGAGAGUUCGAAUUCUGCACCUGCUUUCAAAACUUGCCAACUUUCCAUCCUAGGAGGACCCGAUUCUGGAACGUUAUUUUAAAGGCCACAAAGCUGCGAUCACUUCCGUGGACUUCAGCCCCAACAGCAAACAACUUGCCACUGCCUCUUGGGACACCUUUCUUAUGCUGUGGAGUUUGAAGCCAAACACUAGAGCUUACAGAUAUGUGGGCCACAAGGACGUUGUGACCAGCGUGCAGUUUUCUCCACAAGGAAACUUAGUAGCCUCUGCUUCACGAGACAGAACUGUUAGGCUCUGGGUUCCUGAUAGGAGAGGGAAGUCCUCUGAAUUUAAGGGACACACGGCUCCAGUUCGCAGUGUGGACUUCUCGGCUGAUGGCCAGCUUCUGGUUACAGCUUCUGAAGACAAAUCGAUUAAAGUAUGGAAUGUGUUCCGCCAGCGCUUCCUCUACUCCCUGUACCGGCACACACACUGGGUCCGCAGUGCCAAAUUCUCACCCGACGGGAGGUUAAUCGUGUCAUGUAGUGAGGAUAAAACGAUUAAAAUUUGGGAUACCGCCAGCAAGCAAUGUGUCAAUAACUUCUCGGAUUCUGUAGGGUUUGGAAAUUUUGUGGACUUUAGCCCUAACGGUACAUGCAUAGCUUCGGCGGGUUCUGAUCAUACGGUGAAAAUCUGGGAUAUACGAGUGAACAAAUUACUCCAGCACUACCAAGUUCACAGCUGCGGUGUGAACUCUCUAUCAUUCCAUCCUUCGGGGAACAGCCUGGUCACGGCCUCUUCUGAUGGGACACUCAAGAUUCUGGAUCUCCUAGAGGGAAGGCUCAUAUACACACUUCAAGGACAUACGGGUCCUGUCUUUACUGUCGCAUUCUCACGGGAUGGAGAGCUGUUUUCGUCAGGAGGUGCGGAUGCCCAGGUCUUGCUAUGGAGGGCCAACUUCAGUCAGUUGCACUGCAAAGACCCUAAUAAAAGAAACCUCAAAAGAUUGCACUUCGAGUCCUCCCCACACCUCCUUGACAUCUACCCGCGAUCACCGCAUCUCCAUGAAGAGAAGAAGGAGAUUAUUGAAAUUAAUCCAAAACUUGAGGUGAUGGAUUUGCAGAGUUCCUCUCCCCCUGUCGUGGAUGUCCUUUCUUUCGAUUCUGCCACAACAACAGAUUCUGCUAGCCGAGCUGUACCAGAGAAGGGUGAAGACAUUUGUGGAUAUUUCCUGAACCCUUCCUUAAUACCAGACCGCUCAUCAACCACUGUGAAAAAGAAAGCAGAAGACUUAAGUGACCUCCCCUUGGAGAGCCAAAGAAGCGUGCCGCUCGCUGUGACUGACGCUCUAGAGCACAUCAUGGAACAGCUCAACGUCUUGACACAGACGGUUUCAAUUCUGGAGCAGCGACUGACUUUGACAGAAGAUAAGCUGACAGGCUGCCUUGAGAAUCAGCAAAAGCUUUUCAAUGUCAUCCAGCAGAGAACUUGACUGAGAAAGUGUGUGAGCACAAGCCAAUAAAGGAAGGCCUGUUCAGACGCUCAGGCAGGUGUAGCCGAGCGGUCCACCCCCACCUGCACUCAUUACCACAGCUUCUUCAGAGAGUGAGCAACAGAACAACAGGUUGAAGUCAUUUUUUAAGAACUAACUUAAACACAUAAAUCAGUGUCAAGGAUCAAUUUAAGCUCUUCCCAGUUAUAAUUGCAGUAAUGAAAUUAUAAGCAUUUAAAUCCCCCCCUCCCAUAUUAUUUGAAAUGUCAGUUUUUAUCCAAAGUGUGAAUCCCCACCGGGAAAGUAACCAGACCUCUAGAUUUCAUUGUUAAAUCAUUUCGAUUGACCAUGUUCAGGCAGUCCCUGAAGGUAAUUCAUGUAUUUCUUAGAUGAACACACCCUUGAUGCGAAAUAAUUCACUUCCUUCCAGGUAGCAUCUCAGAAAAUACGUUAUUGAGCCAGCUCAUGUUUCGUUCAGGUCAGAAAAACUACCUCCUUAUUAUCAAUGCCCUGGAAAGAGGCUCCCGGAAAAUUUUCCACAGAGAGAAUAGGCUUGAUUAGCAACAGCAGCAGAACGAGAGUUCUCCUUGUUUGCCAGCAGCGAGAACCCACACAGCCUGAGUUACAACUGCAGCCUGAGCAAACACACUGCGUCGUACUGAGCUCUGUUGUUGAGAGUUCGCAGAGAUUAUGUUUGUAUGAUUUCAGUGUGCCCAAUAGCCAGAAUGAUGAAAAUAUAUACUCAUGAAGAUACAAAUGAAUCACGUGUGUUAUUGCUUAGGGCGAUGCCGGCUGCUGAAUCGGCAUAUUUUUAUUUAGAAAAAAAAUCUGCAUCUUGUUUUAUUUUAAUGAAUUGUGAUUUGAAAUGAAAGGGAGGCAGGCAUUCCAAAUGACCUUGGUCACAAGUGAAGCAUAUUUAUCUUCAAAUGGAAAUCAAAGUCGAAAAGAGGCGAAUCCAAGGCAGCCAGCUUUGGGCCUGGAGAACAAAGACCGUAUGUUUCUGUGGGGGCCAGAGGCUAUCUACGGCCUGCAAAUGAAGAGAAAAUGAAGGCCUGGCAGGGUGGGAACUGAGAAUUCUCUCCACUAGUUCCAGCUAUGUACCCAUGAGCUGGGCUUAUCUUCUGUCUCGCUGCAUGUUGUAAAUGCCUUUUCUGUCCUGUGAGUGUGACUGUCUAGACAUUUUUACAAGCUCACAAAACUGAGAGGCCCUGGACUUUUAUACCUUCAUUGAGAAGACUACAUAAAAAAUGAAAUGUAACACCAACUUUUGUUUACUCUUUUUUAUGCUUCAAACAAUAAAGACAGUUCUCUCUUUUAAAAACCCAGAAAUGUUAUCAUUGUCCUCCUCUAGACUGCAGUCCUCGAGUGGU
Messenger RNA from Alexandromys fortis (reed vole), 6474 nucleotides. RefSeq names its product POC1 centriolar protein B (gene Poc1b). The coding region runs from base 3797 to 5104 and encodes 435 amino acids. Gene Ontology annotation, molecular function: protein binding. The transcript has 11 exons. Gene Ontology annotation, cellular component: ciliary basal body; centriole. NCBI's taxonomy places the organism in Eukaryota, Metazoa, Chordata, Mammalia, Rodentia, Cricetidae. The record is from RefSeq and is a predicted model, not a curated record. Gene Ontology annotation, biological process: cilium assembly.